AUGUCAGAUAAUCAACUUCCACCUAAUGCUAUGUUUAUGACUGCUAGUCAAAAGCCAAUUAUAAUCUCAUCAACAUCGAUACAACGUGCUGAACAGAUUAUGUCACAAGCUGCUACGAAAGAAAUCAGUGAUCAAUUUGAUGAUGAUAUCGAUGAUGAUGAGCUUUGUCGAGCAUGUCAUGAAUGUGAUGAAUUAUAUAAUGCUUCGCAAAUAUCACAAUCUCAACAACAACAAAAAUUAAAUCAAUUUGAAGAAACUGAUAAUUUAACACAAAAUAGUUUAAAACGUAAACGGCUUGGUAUAUCAACUACACCUAAUGAACGACGUGCAAUAAUUAAAAGACAUUGA
Messenger RNA from Adineta steineri, 348 nucleotides. Lineage: Eukaryota; Metazoa; Rotifera; Eurotatoria; Adinetida; Adinetidae. The record is from the annotation of a GenBank genome assembly.